Molecule: messenger RNA, 2397 nt
Organism: Miniopterus natalensis
Lineage: Eukaryota; Metazoa; Chordata; Mammalia; Chiroptera; Miniopteridae
Source: RefSeq, a predicted model, not a curated record
UCUCUCUGUCCCUUCCUCUCUCUGAAAUCAAUUUUUUUAAAAAGAUAUCAAAUUGGUUUAAGUUUCGAUGCUUUGUUACAGCAGGAUAGUCUUCCAGGGAGGGACUGGUCUGGGUACCGUGUUAACUGCCACAGAGAAGGCUCGCUGUUAAGCUGUUGUCACUCUGUGUUCCUUAUGUCGUUCUGACCCCGUCAUCUCUCCUUGUCUGGCAGCGGUUGUCGGCUUGCUGUACCCCUGCAUCGACAGUCACCUGGGGGAGCCCCACAAGUUCAAGAGGGAGUGGGCCAGCGUGAUGCGCUGCGUGGCGGUUUUCGUGGGCAUCAACCACGCCAGCGCUAAACUGGAUUUUGCCAACAACGUUCAGCUCUCCUUGACGUUGGCGGCCCUGUCCCUGGGCCUGUGGUGGACCUUCGACCGUUCGAGGAGCGGGCUCGGGCUCGGGAUCACCAUCGCCUUCCUGGCCACGCUGAUCACGCAGCUGCUGGUGUACAACGGCGUCUACCAGUACACGUCCCCAGACUUCCUCUACAUCCGCUCCUGGCUGCCCUGCAUAUUCUUCUCCGGAGGCGUGACGGUUGGGAACAUAGGGCGGCAGCUGGCCAUGGGUGUCCCCGAAAAACCACACAACGACUGAGCCUCCUGCCCGCUGCUUCUGGAGGACAGCAGACGUGGCACCGGCACCGAGCGUCCCUCAGCGAUCUGCGUGGACCGGGCUGAGCCUCACGUGACUCCAGGAAACUCACCCCUUAGAGUAGCAGCUGCGCAGAGGGACAGCUCGCCCGGAAAUGCCACCUCAGCCGCCCCGCGCCUGCCCUGCGACGCUGCGUCCCCAGCGGGGACAGCCGGGCAGCGGGCGGCAUUUGAGUGUUCGAUGCCGUUUAUGUCAUAAAAAGCACGUUGCCAUAUUUCAAAGCCUUGAACUGAAGCCCAGGUCCCAGCUCUUGGUUCGGGGUCGCGCCCACAGCAGAGAGCUUGCUUAACAAAGGCGAGUGUGAGAAAAUAGGAAUGAUGUUUAUCCAAAAGUUUUUUAAAAAUAGGGUUGUGGGGGGGGGGGAGAACAGCUGCAGGGGCGAACGUAGCGGUCACCUCACGAGGCCCGGCACGCUCACGUGGCUGCUCACGCGUGUCACGGCGCACAGCGGAGCCUCCCUGCAGUGUGGCGCCCGGUGUCGACAAUCCUCCCGAGCCGGGCGGCGAGAGGUGGGCUCCGCGUGGCCACCGCGUGUGAAGUUUGGUCUGCGCCGUGCAAUUCUCCGCGAGCCAGGCUGCUGCUCCUUCGAUGCCCCGGCGUCGGUGACUCUCCCACAGCCUUAUGGGAUCUGCAAUCUGUGAUUGCCUUGUACACAGGAGUGCGUCCGUCCCUGCAGCGAACACUCGUGUUUCCGAUCGCGCGGAGGUGUUGGUGAGCACAGUGCAUCGUCCAGUGGCCCUGGCCACAGGAGACCCGGCUUGUAAGUGCCGGGUCCCUGACUUCAAGUGCAAUGUGUACGAAAACCAAUCUGAGCCUUGUAUCCUGUUACGUAUUUAUUUUUUUUUUUACCGUGUGAGAUGUUGGGGAGGGUUCUCCAUUUCAGCGCCGCGUGGAGGCAGAGUCCAGCAAUAAUUUCUUCCAGGUGUGAAGUUCCUUUGUUGCACCCUCCGCCGGGCCCUGGGCCUGGCACAUACUCUAGUUCUGUGGGUUUUAGUAAACAUAAUUUUUACUUACUUUUUUUUUUUUUUGGUAUUUUGAAAUGUAAACGUUUUUGGUUUAAGUUCUGGGAACGUGGCCGGACUAACAGGCUCCUGGGAUGGCAGCCAGCAGUCAGCAACCGAUACGGGGUGGCCUGUCUGUGGAUGGGGGCUCAGUGUCCCGGGACGAUCCUUGUCUCAGUGGUUUUGUUGUUUUGAGGAAAGUCUCUUACAGUAAAUUCUAAGUUAAUACGGCUAAUUUGUUUUAGGAAGAUUUUGUUGAGAGGAAACGUGGUCGUUCUGAACUCUGCAGUGAGUGAGCCCUAAUGCGUUUUCUGAAAAUAUUGCAACGUGGAAAAAUCUUUCCACGGAGAUGUCAGCAUUUCGUGAGGCACUGGGAGGCAUGAACUAGAAGCCGGCGUGGAGUCUUUGAAUCUACCUGAUGAGGGCAAACAAAUAUUUCUUUCUCUCCAACUGUAAGUCAGCCUGUAUCCCUAAGGUACAGUGUCGCCAAAACUGUGAACCCGACGUCCUCUGCCAACACUUCACAGCGAGAACCUGAACCAAAGUGACCCGAGUCUGUAAAAACGCAAAAUCGUGUCAACACAUUUCGCACGACACCAGGUGGAACAGCGUGAGGUUCACAUUCGUACUAAGUUUUCGGCAUUGUGUUCUUUUUGCAUUUUUUUUUUUGUUUUUAAUUUCUAUUAAAGGUUCAAAACCAACCAU